AUGAAGCAAUGGGCAGCGGCGUUCCUCGCGCUGACGGGCUUCUGCAACUUUCGCUUUGCAUUGGCUCAGACAGACGACCAUGGGCAUGACCACGGGCAUGACCAUGACCAUGGAAGCGGGGCUUUCGAGUGGGCAGGCAUCUUCGACACUCCAAACAACAAUCACCUCUGGACGGCGCAGAAAACCGACGGUGGCUAUGCCGAUCCGACGCUGAAGAUGGGUGCUCUGCCCACCGCGACGGUCAGCCAGCAGGCGCUGAGCGACUUGGAGGCCCAAGGAGAGACGGCCAUGGAGGCCACGGAUUCGACUUGUACAAGGGUGCAGUCAGGAGGCACCAUCACCCCAGCUGCCAACACUUUCUACAUUUUGGAAUUCCAGUCGAGUGCAUGGCAGUCUCUUUUCAACAUCGAUGCAAGCGCCACCUCUGGGAUCGGCUUCUUUACAAAUCAUGGGGCCAACUCUUAUUGCCGAACCUGA
Symbiodinium sp. CCMP2456 is the source of this 477-nucleotide messenger RNA. Lineage: Eukaryota; Dinophyceae; Suessiales; Symbiodiniaceae. The record is from the annotation of a GenBank genome assembly.